This is a messenger RNA of Gossypium raimondii (Peruvian cotton), 3176 nucleotides long. RefSeq lists its product as uncharacterized. NCBI's taxonomy places the organism in Eukaryota, Viridiplantae, Streptophyta, Magnoliopsida, Malvales, Malvaceae. The transcript is spliced from 4 exons. The record is from RefSeq and is a predicted model, not a curated record. The coding region runs from base 178 to 2976 and encodes 932 amino acids.
CUUGUUCAACACUACAAUUUGUCUUUUCCAUUUCUCUGAUCUUCAACCUUGAAUUCUUCAAACCAUUUGCCUCGAGACGCCGCCAGCACUGGUUAUUCGUUAAUAUCGGCUGUGAAACUUUGGUUUUUGUCAGUGUCAAGCUUAAUGUAUAAAUAUCUCGACAUCUGAAUUUAUGAAAUGGGACUUGUGCGGAAUCCGAAUAUGAGAAGUGGGGAUAUGUUGGAAGGAAUGCUCAGCGAUUAUGUUGGAGGAAAGGCAAAGGCCAAGGCUCCAAAAAAUGCCUCGUCUCGGCUUGUGACAGCUCUUACCUGCCUGCAGUUUGCCUUUGCAGUGUAUGCAACAUUCCUUUUGUACUACAUGAGUCCAGCAAUAGACUUAAGAACCAAACCGGAUUUUGCUUGGGCCACAAGGAUUGCAAGAAACAUGAAACAGUUCAUCAUCCCACCGCAUGUUCUAGGGCGCUACCAAGAGGCCGCUUCUUUCAUCCGAGCUGAAAUCCCUCCGAUUACACCAUCCACAAUUUGUGAGACCGAGAAGCUUGAUUUCAUGCAGAAGAAGUCCAAUGAUGUUCAAAUGAUCAAGUUGAAGAGAGAGUUGUAUGAUGAAAUACUGGAUUUCCAAAGCAAAACUAUUGGCACUGAAACUCUAGCUCAGCUAAUGGCAAUGAAAUCCAAGUGGGAUAUUCGCGGUCCGAACAAACCGAAAGUGACAGUGCUCUUGAACCAUUUCAAGAGAAAAACACUUUGUGCUCAGCUUGAUUCAUUGCUUCACCAGACACUUCCAUUCCAUCAUGUUUGGGUGAUUUCAUUUGGAAGUCCAAAUGAGCAAUCUCUAAAGAGAAUCGUCGAGACCUACAACGAUUCUAGGAUCAGCUUCAUUAGUUCAAGCUAUGACUUCAAGUACUAUGGCAGGUUUCAAAUGGCUUUACAAACUGAAGCUGAUCUUGUAUAUAUCCUUGACGAUGACAUGAUUCCGGGUAAAAAAAUGCUACAGAUUUUAUCUCAUGUAGCUGGAACUGAAAAGUACAAGAACUCUGUUUUGGGCAGCAUAGGAAGGAUCUUGCCUUUUAGACAAAAGGAUUUCACAUUCCCGAGCUACCGGAAAUUCCGAUCGAAGGAGGCAGGGCUUUACUUGCCUGACCCUGCCUAUGAUAUUACAGUCGAUAAAAUCGUGCAGGUCGAUUUUCUCUCUAGCUCCUGGUUUUUAUCUUCCGAGCUUGUCAAGUCACUUUUCAUUGAGACACCUUUCACAUUCAUGACUGGUGAAGAUCUUCACCUCAGUUAUCAACUUCAGAAGUAUAGAAAUGCAGGCUCAUUUGUUCUUCCAGUUGACCCUACUGACAAAGAAACAUGGGGAGAUAGUGAACACAGGCUGGCUUAUGUGUCGGAAACAACGGUGAUUUUCAAGGACAUAGUUCAAGUUAGAGAUGAUCAAUGGUGGAGGGCACUAAGUGCUGGUUAUGUAACUCAGUGGGCUGCAAUGUACCCUCAAAAGAUCGAUGCUCUCUUAUACGCUCACUCUCUCGAUGAGGUCAAGGCACUUGCACCGCUGCUCGAAAAGUUCAGGUCCACUGUCGGGAAGAAGGCUUACAUUGUAGUCCCUGGAGGCAGCUUCUGCCCUUGUGAAGAUGCUGCUGCAGCAUUGAACUGGCCAAAGUUGGUUUGUAGAGAGCGAAGAUUUAAGAUUUUUGAUUUGCAAAUCGGAGCACUUUCAGGAACAUCAAACUCUGAGGUCCCAGUUGUGCAAGCAGUGUACUCUAGCAUGAAAGGGUUAAUCAAAAUUCACAACCCCAGUGUGGUGAUCACUGUGACUGACAUUGAUCCCAAUGUGAAGAAAGCUCUGAAGAUGGCAACCGAGACGAAUGUAAAUGGUACUGCACUCGUACUUUUACCAAGGCCUUCGGUCUCGAAGGUUCUAUGGAUGGCUGAUCUAAGAUCAACAGCAUUGCCAAAUUGGAACCGGAUGCGGGUCUCCGUCAACAUAAUAACUCAAAACCGUGCUUCUUCCUUAACAAGGCUUCUUAAAUCUCUGAGUGAUGCAUACUAUAUUGGAGAUGAGAUUCCUAUCAGCUUCAACAUGGACAGUAAAGUGGAUGAGGCAACUAUUAAACUUGUAGAAUCAUUUGAAUGGCCUCAUGGCCCUAAAACCCUUAGAAGGAGAAUCAUUCAAGGAGGCCUCAUUAGAGCAGUUAGCGAGAGUUGGUAUCCAACAUCAGAUGAUGACUAUGGCCUGCUACUCGAGGACGAUAUCGAAGUCUCUCCUUACUACUAUCUAUGGAUCAAAUAUGCUCUCUUAGCCUACCAUUAUGACCCUCAAAUAUCACUUCCCGAGCUCUCAUCGAUCUCUCUUUACACUCCUCGGAUAGUUGAAGUCGUGAAAGAAAGGCCGAAAUGGAAUCCAACCGACUUCUUCAAACGCAUUCACCCGAACACACCGUAUCUUCACCAGCUACCUUGUAGUUGGGGUGCUGUUUUCUUCCCCAAACAUUGGAGAGAAUUCUAUGUGUAUAUGAACAUGAGGUUCACUGAAGAUGCCAAAUCAAAUCCAGUUCAAAUCCCAAAGUCUAGAACAAAUGGAUGGCAAGCUUCAUGGAAAAAGUUUCUCAUCGACAUGAUGUACCUUAGAGGAUACGUUAGCCUUUAUCCCAACUUUCCCAACCAAGCUAGCUUUUCGACCAACCAUAUGGAACCAGGGGCCCAUAUCAGUGCAAAGGACAAUGUUGUUAGGCAUGACAAGGCAGAUUUUGAAGUCCCAUUGUUGAAGGAAGAUUUUAGACCCCUUUUGCCUAAUGGAAAGAUGCCACCAACCUCCAAGCUGCCAUCACUUAACCUUUUCAAUCAACCUGUUUCAUUGAAGGGACUCAAGGCAGCAGGCGCCAAGUUGGGCCAAGAUGUGUUACGAUGCGAUAAUGCCACCGAGAUUGUGACGGUUAAUCAUAUCACCGGCCUGCCACAGCAAUGCUCGAAAUUCCAAUGAUUGAAAUCGUUGGUUUUUGGUUAUUCUUUAUUUCUUUCAUCAGAAAACGAAACUCACCAAAUGGAAUAUUUUUGUUUGCUUUUAUACUUUGAUGUUCUAUGCAAAUCAAUGAAAGCCAAAAAUGGCUACGCUGUAAAUUUUGCAUUUUCUCAUUCUCUCUGGUCUGACUUUCUGAUUUGAAGCCAAACCCUUGAAACAUA